UGCCACUGUCAUUUUAUUUACGAAGGAAGUUUACCAAAAUAAAUUGCAGUUUCUACGCUGUUCCACUGUUCCAAAAUAAACUACCUAAAAUCUAAAUAGUUAAUCAAAUACAUCUGAGUUUUGUUUGAAUAAGUAAUAAGUUCACUCCAAAAUAAUGUUGGAGGUUAUAAAUGGAUUUCUACUAGUAUACUUUGUCGUUUUGACCACGAUUAGUGUAUUAGUACCUCAUUUUGUUAAACCAAUUGCAGCAUGCUUUGCCAGGCCAUCUGUAGAAGAAAGAGCAUCCUUUGCGGAGGUUAAAAGACUAAAAAAUGAACAAAAGAACAUUUCCAUGAAGGAAGAAUUUGCAGCAUACCACAAACUGCAGCGUAAAAUUAAUGAAAUAGAGAAUCAACUGAAAGAGAACUCUCAAUCCAGAAUGAGUAAAAGCCUCGCAGUUAAGAGCACUGUACAUGUGGCUCUUCAGGCAGUUGUAGCUUUCAUUAUUGUGCUUUCAGUUAUUUGGUUCAGGCGUGAGCCAAUAGUUGCACUCGAGGGCAAUUUGUUUCCCCUGUCAACUAUGCUGAGAUACCCCAGUGAAACUCCCAAUGCCAUCUCUACUCAUGUUUGGGUGAUGAUCUCAAAUCUUUCUAUCAGAACAUUAUUGAAACCAAUUGUUUAGUUAACCCUUUGAACGCCAGACUGAGCACGAAUAUGCCAUGCCCCGGACGCCAAGUGAUUGCUAUUAUUUAAGCGAAAUUGAACUUUAUGGAGUCUCGCGUAAGUCCCUAUUGAAUUGACGAAGCUCACGGCUGUAGCCAUCGUUGGCGCCCUUGGCAAGUCCAAUGACGUCCACAGCCAUCUGUGGCGGUCAAUGAGUUAAUUUAUGUAAAAUUGUAUAAUGAUUAUUUGAAUUAAAAUUAUCAAUAUAAAGAAAACCAACUUUUUCAUUUUAUCAUUUAUUCAUUAAACAAAAUUACUAAUAUUU
Molecule: messenger RNA, 967 nt
Organism: Cydia fagiglandana
Lineage: Eukaryota; Metazoa; Arthropoda; Insecta; Lepidoptera; Tortricidae
Product: guided entry of tail-anchored proteins factor 1-like
Exons: 2
Coding region: 155-661 (168 amino acids)
Biological process (GO): tail-anchored membrane protein insertion into ER membrane
Cellular component (GO): GET complex
Molecular function (GO): protein-membrane adaptor activity
Source: RefSeq, a predicted model, not a curated record